CUAUCGAUAUAUCGGUGAACAAAAAUUCAUAUUUAUUAUAAAUAUAUAGUGCUAUGAUCCGAUAACAUCGGCUGAACAGUUAUAGAACAGUUUUGGAAAAUACCCACGCGGUUCGGCGGGAUAUUAGAUCCCACCACUAGAUGCUACGCUUCGUGUCACGACUGUCACGCGACCAGUCACUAACACCAGACGAAACCACCUCCAAUGACCUACGAUUUGUGCAAAAAAUUAUUAUAAUAGAAUUCGCCCUGAUGUUCAAUGGCGGAUUUCCGCCCUGGCGCCUACAACUACAAGACACUACUAUGCAAAAAUAUACCAGAUCUAUUUCUUGACAAGUUUGUGGCGCGGUCCCACUUCGGGCGCUUCGGAACCCUCGUUAACUUCGUCCUGCGACCCCGCCGGAUGACCUGCACGGUAAGCUAUGCCACGGAGGCGGAGGCGGAGAGGGCUCUGCUAGAGGGCGGCUCAUUCAACGGCCGCCAGUUCGACAUAUCCUAUGCGGAGAACGAGAAUUCUCCCGCCCAAAAGACGGAGGAGUGGGUGGACCCCGAUGUUCAGGCGGAGCUCAGUGCCCUCAGUGCACCAUGGAGGAGCGACUAUCCGGCGGGAAAAACCACCAAGAAGACUUCGUCUUCACAAUCCCAUUCCUCCUCACAUUCUUCGGCCUCGACUUCCAAGAUGCCGUCAGGAGGAGGAGGAACAUCCACCAGCAGAGACCGCCCGCACACACAACACGAAAAGGAGCUGGAGUCGCUGCUCCGACGUCCCGCCCACACGGCCGAGGAAAGGUAUCGCGUUUUGGAUGCCCGUGACAAGCUUCUCCGCCUUAACCAAGCCCACAAGCGCUCCAAGAACCGACACAACUCCAGCACUGCCACCGAGGGCUACUGCCCGGACAUGUGCCCUGAGAAGGAACGGGCCCUGCGCGAGUUCCAGCGCCAGGUGGCCGUCUAUGAGCUUCAGACCAACUCCGACGAGCUCAUCUGCCACGAACGGGCCCUGAAGCAAUAUUCCCGCAGCAGCGCCGACCAGGAGACGCCCCUGGCACAUGAACUGCGUGGCGAGCCCGCUCUCCACAUGACCAUGAGCUACCUGAUGCACGAGAUCAUGGAUAUAAGCGACAACCCCGAGCUGAAUCUGGGCGAUUGGUUCCACUUUGUGUGGGAUCGCACACGCUCCAUCCGAAAGGAGAUCACCCAGCAGGAACUGUGCUCCCUGGGCGUUGUGAAGCUGGUAGAGCAGUGCGCCCGCUUCCACAUCCACUGCGCCGCCCGGCUGGUCGCCGCGGAUCCCAGCGUCUUCGAUUCAAAGAUCAAUGCGGAGAAUCUCACCAAGUGCCUGCAGACCCUGAAGUACAUGUACCACGAUCUGCGACUGAAGGGCGUGCAGUGCCCCCGGGAGGCGGAGUUCCGCGGCUACAUCGUCCUGCUCAACCUGGCGGACGCCAACUUCCUCUGGGACAUUGGCCAGCUGCCGGCCGAGCUGCAGAGUUGCCGGGAGGUGCGUCAGGCCAUUCAGUUCUACCUCGCCCUGCAGGACACGAACAUUGUCCGCUUCUUCAAGCUGCUGCGGGACAAGGAGACUAGCUACCUGAGUGCCUGCAUCCUGGUCACGUACUUCACCCGUCUGCGCGUCCUGGCCCUGCAGCGACUGAUCAUGGCCUACAGGGCUCCCCGGAAGAACGAGGUCUCUUCGCUGCCGCUCAUCUAUGUCUCCCAGAUGCUGGGCUGCAGCGAUCCCGAGGAGGCGGCGGAGUUCGUGGAGCACUACGGCCUGAAAGUGAACAGUGCCGGCCGCGUCGCCCUCACCCGCAUGCACACCGUGGAGUCGGAGUACAAGUUGCAGCGCCAGAUAGAGUUGGUGGAGUCCAAGCGCCAGCUCUCCGUGGGAGAGUGCAUCUGCGGGGAGCCCCUGCCUCCGAAAUCCCUCUACCUGAACCACCGACCCCACAACAGCUUUAACGAGCACGGAGUCCUCAAGAGCGUGGCCUGGGCGGCCAAGGAUCAGCUGCCCGGCAUGCACGCCCAGAUAGAGGUUCCACCAUCCCGCCGUUCUCCCCCUCCAUCUCUGCCGACGCAGUCCUUCCACAGGCCGCCCAACGCCGACAGCUUCUUCAAAGUGCCGAUGGCAGCUCCUGCAGCGCCCGGAGCAGUGCCCUCCACGAUGUUCCGCUUCGUGUUGCCGCAGCCCACGCGCCAGGCUCAGCAGGAGCGCGCUGCCUUCGAGGACCAGCAGCGACAGGCGGAGCGCCGUAGGGUUGCCGAGCUGGAGGCCCGCCAGAGAGCCGAGGCGGAUGCGCAGCGGGAGCGGGAUCGCCAGGAGAAGAUGCGGCAGCUGCAGGAGGCCGAGGAGCUCAACCGUCGCCAGCAGGAGCUGCAGAGACAGCUGAAGGAGCAGCAGGAGCUGGAGAAGCAGCGCCGGCUAGAGCUGGCCAGGAUCAAGGCGGAGAAGGAGGAGCAGCUGCGGCAGGAGAGGCUGCGGCAAGAGAGGGAGCAGCGGGAGAAGGAGCAGCGCGAGAAGGAGCUGCGAGAGAUGCAGCUGAGGAGGGAGAAGCGCCAAACGGAGCUGACCUUCCAGUACUACGACGAGCUGCUCAAAGGCGACAUCGAGAAGGUGUGUCGCCAGGAGCUGAGCCUGCAAAAGGCGGUGAAUAGCUGCUACCUGGACCUGGUGGACAGCCUCAUUGCCGAGAUGGCGGAGAAGGAGCGCCAGCAGUCCAUCUACGAACUGGGUCUGAUGCGGCUCUACUGGCGUCGCUGGCGCAACUACCGCGGCAUCCAGCAGCAGAAGGAUGUCCUCUUCAACCAGCUGCCCCUGAGCUUCGCGGCGGAGAACCCGCUGCGCCUGAUCGAUGGGCGCCAAGUGGAGGAGUCCCUGCGCCUGAUCCGGCGCUACCGACAGGGCGAGGCCUGCGACUACAAGAAGCUUCUGGCCGGCCUCGAGGAGAACAGCUGGCUGAAGCUGGACCUGUGGCGCGUCCUCGACCAGUGCCUGCCCGCCAAGCUGCCCGGCGCCCGGCGAUUCUACAAGCUCAUCCUGAUGCUGCCCGCCGGAGACAAUGGCCUCCAGCUGAACUAUGACCUGGACCGAGGACUGCUGCAGCAGCCCCAGGCGCCGGAUGCCCGCCUGGAGCCUGGCGGCUACAUCCGUGGACUGGCCCAGAACGUGGCCCUGAGCGUGGUGAAGGUCAGGGGCGACUGGAACCAGCAGGAUCUCCUCCAGGCCGAUGGCAUCGUUUGCCUGACUGGAGCUUCGCACUUCCCCCAACUGGGCCAGCGCCUGCAGCAGCUCGUCCGGGCCAGUGGCUGCCCGGAUGUGGCCCUGAUCCUGCAAUAUCCGUCACAUUCCCAUGUGGAUCAGCCCCAGCCGCCGCUGGAGCAGAUGGGCCUGCGCCACUGGAGGAUCUUCCCACUGAGACACUCCGGAAACAACCGGCAGCGCUUGCUGUCCCACGUCCGAAGUGCCGUCGAGUUCCUGGCCGGGACUAGAAGUGUCCUGGACCUUCGGCAGGUGGAACUGCGCGAGUUCCUGAUCGAGAGCCUCGGACAGGAGCUCUUCCGCCAGCUGAAGUACGCCGCCGACAGGGACGCGACCAUCCGGAAGGGCAGUCGGGAAAGCCCCCAGUACUGCGUGGAGCUCUACAACGAGGCAGUGCAUCGCCUGCAGCUGGUGGUGGGCGAGGACUUGAGCACCGCCUCUCGACUGCCCGAGGAGCUGCGCGUCUUCGUGGAGCCGAUGUCGGGCAUCGUUACCUUGGACACCAACCGGAUGGAGUACUUUGAACCGGGAUGGGAGAGACCCGAGCGCCGCCGGAGGAUUGUGGAUCUGAUGGAGCGCAGCAAGCUGCCCACGAUGAAGCCCCUGCCCCCACGGGAGGAGGAGCAGUGCCAGUGGGUCCUGGACUACGCCCAGCAGUCGCAGCAGGAGGAGCUGGUGGAGCCCAUAUCCCUGCAGGCCAUCAAGUUUCUGGAGCGCUCCCGGCAGGACUACCUCGGCCUGGUGGAGAUCUUCGCCGGCGAGAGGCUGCAGUACGUGCUGCGCCAGGAACUGGAACUGCCCCAGGGACUGGUCUACAAGGUGGCCAGCCUGAAGCAGCGCUUCCUCACCGCCUGGUACUACGAGUUCCAGGCGCCCGACUACAAGGAGAGCGUGAGGGAGCUGGUGGAGGAGUCGGCCAAAGAGCAGGAGCAGCUGGAGCAGGAGGAGGCGAUGGCGAUGGCGGAGGAGGAACUGGAUUUCCAGACGAUCAUCAGCCGGGCGGAGGCCAUCCUGGAGCGGUGCCAGAAGCGUCGCAUCCUGGCGGAGCUGAACAGCCCCAAGGACGCCGCGAAAAAGAAGCCGGACAGAGACGCCGCCCGCCCGGAUCCGGAGAGCAAGGCCAAGCGCCAGCGCCUGCACAAGUCCUUGCUGGACUGCCAUGGCUCUGGAACGGACAGCUGUCAAGGGGAGCUGGUGCCGGACGAUCCGUUCGAGGCUCAGUUUACUCUACAGCUCCGAGGCGAAAGCAUCCACUUUUCCAAAACUAUUUGUGUUUCCCGUUUUUUCUAUUUUGUUUUUACGAUUUUUAUCAAUUUUAAACCGUUUCGAAAAAAUUGCCUGGAAAAAAUGCACAGCCUAGUUGCACAAACGGAAAAACAUAUGCGGCCCAAGCAAGCUGGGCGCCUGUUCUCAGUUCUCCGUCACACCUGCACCGCUGCCCUAAACAUGUCCCUAGCCGCCGGCAGCAGCCGCAACGCGGCCGGGACCCUCCGGGAGCUGGCCAACCUCCUCUCCGGCCAACAAGCGAACGGGACGUGGCCCCGGCACAUGGCCAGUCUGGUGAGUCGCCCGGGCUUUCAGGAGGGCCUGUGGCAUCCCUACGUCAGCUUCAAUACGCGCCUCGAGCGCAAGCUAUCCGUGGCGAUCCUGAAGCGACGCUCCAGCAUGAGAUUCCUCAACCCCAAGCCGGACACGAAGCGUCCAUUGAACAGCCGGCUGCCCAUCACCUGCCGGCACGCCCCGAAGACCAUACAGGCCCGCCAAUGGCACCACUGGAGGAACACGGCAUUGCGACCCCUGCUUCUGCCCUCUUCGAAUAUCUGGACAGGCUUUCUAUCCAACCGCUGCUAUGGAGCGAGACGGCGAUCGGUGCCCCAACUGGAGCUUACCGAAGCCGAGGCCGAGCACGGAGAGUUGAUUGUGGAACGAUAUCGGUCCAAUUCCAAGCUGGGGGAGGUGCCCCGCCGGGGCUACCGCAUCGAGGAGGAGGAGGAGGAGCCCAACGACAACUAUCCCAACCAGCAGCAGGUGCUGCAGCUGAUGAAGCCCGAGAUGGCGACCAAGUGGGUGCCAGUCAAGGACGAAACCCAGCCAUGUAAUCUACUGGACAACCUGAAGGCCGGCCGGAGCGGACGAACCAUGGCCCAGUCCACCGUGCGCCGGGAGCUGCGCCGUCAUCACCGGUACUCGCACCGCGGUGUCUCCAAUCCGAUACCGAUCUCCGAGAUGGAGGAGUAUCGCCGGGCCGACGAACACCUGCCAGUGCCGGUCUUCAUGGGCGAGCCCAUCGAGCAGGAGCACCUGCAGAUCAACAGCAGCAGCGCCAGCGCCCAGAUGGUGCCGCGGCACUCCGACGACGAGGAUGAGGAGGACGAGAACGGACGUCAGUCCCCGCUGGUAUGGGGCGAGAUGAAGAAGAUGUCGCCCUGGGGUGGGCUGGCGCGCGUGGCGAAGCGUUUGGCGUCCCGGAAGAAGCCGAGCCUCCUGCCGACCAUUAAGGCGGCCAAGUCGAACCUGCUGCUGGCCGAGGAGCAUGGCCGGAGUCGCCACCCGAGGCAGCAGAGCGCCAGCGUGGACAGUCUGGAGGCGGCGGAAGAAGAGGAGGAGAGUCGUCCAGCGAAGCCGCGCCCCCCGCAGCUAUCGCUGAAGAGAUCCACCGCCAAGGAGCCAAAGGUGCGGAAUCGGUCAGGAGAGGUUGGAGGCGUGGCGGCCACCAACCCGGCCAAGGACAGCAAUGAGCAGGUGCCCCGCGAGCAACCCGCGGAGCGAGCAUUGCUUAAGCAACAUCUAGCCGACCUGCUACCUGUGUCAGAGCCCCACGCCUCCUUCCGGAUCGAGUACCAGCCCAACGCCCCCACCCGCCAACUCCUCGAGCAGGGCCGGUGCCAUGUCUCGCUCCACCGUGAGCCGACCAGCCUGGGACCGGUGCGUCCCUACUCGACCGUCCAGGGCCCCGACCUGGAGAGGAGCACCUCCGUCGGCCUCGAUCCCCUCGGCCUCGCCCUCAUGAGUCCCCGAUGUCCCGGCGAAGUGGUGCCGCUGCAUCACAUGGACGGCGCCAAGCGGCCCCGUGCCGUCAAGGUCGUGAAGAAGCCAUCGAUGCUGACCCUCCUGCGCCGGGAGGCCUCCAAGCUGGCCGCCAAGACGGGCCUCAAACGCACCAGCUCCUCGCCGCGCGGACCCGAGGAAGAGACGUACUCGAACCACAGACAAGCCCGGGAGCACCACUCGCCACGGCCCAAGGGUCGGGUGCGCUCCAAGCUGCCGGCCAAGGAGGUGGUCGCCCUGGGCGAGCUGCAGAAGGCGAAGCUGAGGCGAUCGCCCACCGAGUCCUUCCGCCACGUGGAGACCUCGUAUCGGGCCACUGUCACCGACUGUCCCAAUCCGUUCAAGGACCUGGAGGCGCCCAGGAUCAUGGAGAAGGCGGUGGCCACCAGCUCCAAGCAGGCGAACCAGGCCAGGAAGUACAAGUGCAGCAAGUUGAUAACCAGGAUUCCUGUGUAUAGCCGCAAGGAGUCGGUGUAUGGACGUGGGCGUGUGGCGCCCAAGCCGGAGCCAGCCUCCAAGAAGUCGCACAAGGUUCGGCCGCCCAGGCUGCCAGUGGUGAGUUCUAAAGUCCAGACACCCGAUCCCAAGGACCCCGAAAAGUACGUCCAGAUGGAGGCGAGCCGGAAAUUCGAGGGCAGCCGGAAACUGCCGCCGGUCAGCAGGAAGGCUGCCAUGCUGCCGCCACCAGUGCCGUGCCUGGAACCGCCCCCAGCCCUGGCCAUGGGCAUGACCAAGGAGAAGCUGGACUGGGCGCGCUCCCAGCGGGCCUACUCCGAGCGUAGGUGGCGCUACUAGAGAGCGGACUUGGACUUGUGACUUGGGACUUGGAGGGUAGAACUCCAAGGACCCUGGUCCCAACCCCCCCACACCCCGCAACUGCCAUGGAAUUCCAAAUUGAGGAGUGAACACGACAAGCACAGACAUGCACAGACAGGCAUGCCAGGACAUGCUUCACUACCACUACCACUAGACUACCACUACCUAGACUACCGACUGAACCUACAACUACAACUACAACUACAGCUCACUAACCACUACAACAACUGCAACUACAACUACAACUACCACUAGAACACCGUAUAUCCCGUUAUUCUUUGGACCUAACCUAUGGAGUUUAGCCCGGAGUAUGGAAAUCUUGGAACACUACUACUACUACUAUCCCCGCAAAAGACGCCAUAGACCCCCACCCCCACCCCCCCAACAAUGCAAUGUAAUCUCUUGGAAAGAUUAGGAAAAUUCUAAAGUCAA
This is a messenger RNA of Drosophila ananassae, 7554 nucleotides long. It is a transcript of the gene xmas, whose product is annotated as protein xmas-2. NCBI's taxonomy places the organism in Eukaryota, Metazoa, Arthropoda, Insecta, Diptera, Drosophilidae. The record is from RefSeq and is a predicted model, not a curated record. Gene Ontology annotation, molecular function: RNA binding. Gene Ontology annotation, cellular component: transcription export complex 2; nucleus; cytoplasm. Gene Ontology annotation, biological process: mRNA export from nucleus. The transcript is spliced from 6 exons. The coding region runs from base 259 to 7101 and encodes 2280 amino acids.